Molecule: messenger RNA, 4665 nt
Organism: Myxocyprinus asiaticus (Chinese sucker)
Lineage: Eukaryota; Metazoa; Chordata; Actinopteri; Cypriniformes; Catostomidae
Product: EF-hand calcium-binding domain-containing protein 4B-like
Exons: 9
Coding region: 62-4087 (1341 amino acids)
Biological process (GO): cellular response to insulin stimulus; Golgi vesicle fusion to target membrane; protein localization to plasma membrane
Cellular component (GO): plasma membrane; endosome; trans-Golgi network transport vesicle
Molecular function (GO): GTP binding; GTPase activity
Source: RefSeq, a predicted model, not a curated record
AAACAUCCAUUAUGUUAGUGUCAAAAAAGUUAUUAGAGAUAUUGUUACAGUAAAGAGUAAUAUGACAAUUGAGUCAGAUUUUCUUCAAAAUAAUGCUUCCCCUGAUGCAGACCUGGAAACAUUGGUAAUACCUGCAAAUGCUCAGAAUGUUUCUACUGUGACUGUCUCUGGUAUUCUCCUGAGAGAUGUUGACACUGUAGUUUCAGAAGAGACAGUCACAGUUCCAGAGAAAACUGAAAUCAGCAUCAUUCCUGAAGAUUCUCACAGACAGCAGAUACAAUUAAAAUUUAAUCUGACUGUUCACAAGCGAAAAAUGGGGUCAACUCGUAGACCUCUCAGAGGGAACAAUGAGAAAAGAAAGGGAGGAGAAGAAUCUAAGGAAAAGAAUGGAGAUAAUGAAGGAUUUGCAGAGGAGAAAGACACAGAAUGCUCCAAAAUGCAAGACCAGAAUAAUGUGGUUGAUCACAAUAUGGCACAAGAAAUAAGAGAUGUAAGAGAUAAUGAAGAAAAGGAGGGAAAUUCAGUACUGGAAUCGUGUGAUGUUUUAGAUCAAAAUGAUUUGUGGCACAGUGAAAUUAUGCUUGAACAAGAGAAAAUACAUUCAUCAAAUAUAUCUCAAACACAGAAUGGUGCACCACAUCAUGAUGCUGGCCUACAAUUACCAGAGGACCAAGAAGGAAUGGUAGAUUUUGUUAGAGACAAUCCAGCUUUUGUAAGUUGUUCUGAUCUUGUUUUGUCUGAUGCCUUGCUUAUGGAGGAAGCUAAAAUUCAUGCAUCAUCUAAGCAUGUUCUUAUGGUUGACAGUUUUGCACCUCAAACAGAGGAGGGUAAAAUGCAUUCAGUGUCCAACAGAUCCUUGCAGAAUAGAAAAAUGGUGUUGACUCGCAAAACCCAGAAAGGGAAGAUAAUGGAAAAGUAUCACGAUGUUAAAGAAGAAAAAGAGGAUGGCAGGGCAACAAAGACAGAGGAACUAUUUACUCUCCAAGAAUCUCAUUUACACCAGCAACUGUUUAGUUUUUCUUCUGAUAAAGAAUCCCUUGACAUUCAGCAUGAAGAUAGCAAAUCAGAUAGACAGACUGAAAAUCCAGAUCAAAACAAUGUAUCAGUAGAGGAGCAAAACAAUCCAAAUACUAACAAUAACCUGGAAUUAUUGAAAAGCUCUGAAUGUGCUGUUCAUGUUACUGCUGAGACUGUUUCAGAUCUUCCUUUUGGAGAUGUUUCUGCUCUGAAUUCAAGAGAAACAUACACAGUUCCUAAACAAAGUAAAAUCAUAAGCAGUAUGCCAGAAGAUUCUCACCAAGAGGAUGUGCAAUCAAAAUUGUAUCCAAUUGUUCAAAAGCAAAAAAUGGGGUCAACCCGUAAGACAUUCAUAGGGAAAAAUGGACAGAGAAACAAAGAAGAUGAAUCCAAAGAAAAGGAUGGAGAAGGGGCAACAAAGGAGUGGGACACUGAAUCACACUUAGCAGCCAGUGAAGGAGAAAGUGAAAGAAAAUUUAAUGAAGGUACACAGUUCAGAGAAGAGCCUGGAGAGUUUAAUAGAAACAGUGAUAGGGCCUUUCAUCCAGCAGCUACUUCAAAACUAUUUUCCAAACCAGAGGACGAAGUGAAUGAAGUUUCAGUGGUGAGUCAAGAAAAGGGACUGGGGAAUACUGAAAAUGAGAGUAAUAGUCGAGCUCUCACAACUUGUCCUAUGAGUGAGACAAAGACAAUAAAUCUUUAUAAGGGGACAGAACACAAAUAUGCUAAUCAGAUUUUUUCUGAAGAUUACUUUGAUCAGCAUGCUCACAGAGAAUCAGAACCUGAACAAACUGAAAGCAGCCGCAAUCUUUUUCCCACAAAGGAGUUAAAAAACACUCAGAAUGACGUUGUUAAUGAAAAUAGAAUACCUGCUACCCAUGAAAAGAAGAGAAAGAUUGGCUCAACUCGGAGAAAUCCUCGAGAACCACAAGGGAAUAUUAUAAACAACCAAGAUGAUUUCCAGGAAGUAAAAAAAGAGCAUCUUGAAUGUACAAAAGAGGCUGGUAAAGCAGAGGAUAGACAAAGUGAGAAGAAAUCAGAGGAAAAUACAGUUUAUUUGGAUUAUUUGUCUUAUAUAUCUUCUGAAACACCAUAUAAAAUAAUAAAUAGUCAGUCCAAGGAAGUGUCUUCAGAGACAUUCAAUAUCACAGGUCUUAAAUCAGAGUUAGUUAGUACAACUGAUAUAAAAGAAGAUGAAAAAGGUUAUCAGAACAAUUCUUGCCCAAGUGAAUCAACAGGGCCUGAAAAACUGGAUAAAUUAGAGAACUGUCAAACAGGAGCAGUUAAAAGUAAUACCCUCCAAAUUUGUGAUAAUCAGUUGACAAUAUCAAAACAUCCCCAGUGUGAAACCAUUAUAAUUGAGAAAAGAAGGAAUAUGGGCUCGACUCGUAAGAAUCUCAGAGGAGAGAAAAGAGAGGGCAAGAGAGAAGGAUAUGAGGAAAUUGUGGGCACACAUCUGCAGAUACAGUUAACACCAAAAGAGGAUCCAGUCUUAGUAUCUGAGGACAUAGCAUAUGGAAUGAAAAUAGUAGGAAAAGCAGGAGAACAAACAUUUCCUGACAGCCUUGAUAAGUCUAAUGACUCACUUCUCAGUGAGACAGAGAGAGUGUUGAAUAAAACCUCUCCAAGUUCACUAAAUCUUGACUAUAAACUGAUAAUUAAUUAUCCAAACUCAAAUGACUUGGUAAACACUCUUGUUGAAACAUCUCAUCCAAUCAGUGUGCCAGAAAAUGCAGAACCACAAGAUGACAAAGACAAAGGCUCAUCUCUCCAGAGCUCUAAAACUUGCAUUGAACCCAACUCACCAAGAAGACGAAGAAAAAUGGGUUCAACUCGCAAGAAUCCAAGACAACAGCUCAAAAUAGAAAGGGGGGAUGAUGAUAAAGAGGCUGAGAAGAUUGCAGAGAACUUAGAGACAAGUGAACAAGAAAUAAUUGCUCCUAAGAAGGGCCUUGAAGCAGCUGAGGAACCUACAGUGCAUAACAUCAAAGAAAGCAAGGGGAGUAAAGAAAAUCUUGGUGUACCCAGUGCACUCACAAGUAGCUGUCAGCUAGAAGUGAGUGGCAACCCUGUUGUCCAAGAAAGGACUUCACCAUCAGCCAAAAGGAAAUUUGGGUCCAGGCGCAUCAAUAAGGACAAUAGAGGCUUUGGUGGGCUGGCCGCUUCUGAAAGAAGGAAUGAAUUAGAAGAGGAAGAUGAUAAACCAUACAGCUCUGAGGUCCAGGACAGUCUGCCCAGAGAUGACUUGAUGGUUUGUGAUCCCUCUCUCAGCUUACGACCAGAUCAACCAGUUUCCCAAUCUGUCUCUGAGCAUAGCAACAUGGAAGCCAGAAAUGAAGAAGCUGCAAAAUCUGUUCCAAAAGACAAGGAUGUAUCCACACAGGAAGGCACUGGUGCUGGUCUAGUUUCUUUAGACCAAAUUAUAAAAGCAGGACAGCAUGAUAUAAGCCCUGGAAGUAGACAGACGGCACAUUUAAAGAAGAGCAUUAAGCAAGAGACUGAAGUAGUUCAGUUUAAUGUGGUCAUGUUGGGAAACAGUUGUGUGGGGAAGACUUCCUUUAUAAGGCGCUUCCAUGAAGGACAGUUCAGUCCGGAUUAUUGCUCUACCAUUGGUGUUGACACGUGUACACAGACUGUUGAGCUGCAUGACAGAAUUGUUAAACUGCACAUAUGGGACACAGCAGGUCAAGAGAGGUUUCAUAGCAUCACCACACAAGUGUUCCAUAAGGCAGAUGGGCUUCUGCUCAUGUACGAAAUCACAUCUUCUAAGAGCUUUAUUUCUGUACGAGACUGGAUCACCAAAGUUCAGGAAAGGGCUCCUGAUGAUGCCAUCAUGAUGUUGCUCGGGAACAAGAAUGACUGUGAGCGUGAAGUCCAGAUUCAGGAAGGGGAGGACCUGGCCAGAGAGUAUAAGAUUCAUUUCAUGGAGUGCAGUGCUUCAACUGGGGUUAAUGUGUCAGAAUCCAUGAGGACUCUAGCUCAGUCGUUAGUGCAGCGGAAGAGAGACAAGAAGGAGGAAUACACGACAUUGAAAAGAGGGCAACCACAGAAGAAGUCUGGUUGUUGUUGAACAUUCACACACACACACACACACAAACACACACACUUUUGCUCAGCUUUCUAAAUGAGGACAUACCAUAGACAUCUGUUGUUUUUAUAUAAAGCUAAUUAUAUUUAUUAUACAAACCCUAACCCCCUGAAGAAAACUUUUUGUGUAUAUAGUUUAUAAAUGUAUAUAAAUGGUUUUUUACAAAUUAGGAUGUCCCCAAAAGGAGGUUUUGUCAGAUUUUGCUUAAUUUUGGGGACAAAUUUCCUAUUCAAAUUAUAGCUAAGUACAUACCUACUUACACACACAUACAUACAUGCAUACACAAACACUUCACAUACAAAAAAAGCACAAACAAAAGCCCAUAUAUGCCUAUACAAUGUUUAUGUUUAUAGAUACUAUGUUUAUAUGCCUAUAUCAUUGCCUAAGGUGGAUGCAAUUUCUGCAUUUUAUAUUUUAUAUUCACUUUUUAUUUUUAUUCUAUUUUUUAUUAUUAUCUCUGUCUUGUUGCUGUAUUGUUUGUGCACUGGAAGCUUCUGUCACCAAGACAAAUUCCUUGUAGGUGUUAGCAUACUUGGCAAUAAAGCUCAUUCUCAUUCUCA